Messenger RNA from Sycon ciliatum, 2002 nucleotides. Its product is annotated as NAD-dependent protein deacylase-like. Gene Ontology annotation, molecular function: NAD+ binding; histone deacetylase activity, NAD-dependent. The transcript has a single exon. Gene Ontology annotation, cellular component: nucleus. The record is from RefSeq and is a predicted model, not a curated record. NCBI's taxonomy places the organism in Eukaryota, Metazoa, Porifera, Calcarea, Leucosolenida, Sycettidae. Bases 118 to 1029 code for a protein of 303 amino acids.
CACCUAUCUCGGAUAUUGAAAGUCCUUGUUCCAUGAUCCAGUCAAUGCGCUGAUCUGCAGCUUCCUGCUAUUCUUGACUAGAAGGAUCCAUUGAUGGUGCAAUAGCGUGGCCGGAUUAUGGCCCAAGGAGAUACUAGCAUGACAACGUUGCAAGCUAACAUAGUUCGGGCUGCAGCUGCAGUGAAGAACUCAUCAGCUCUCCUCGUGUGUGCUGGAGCUGGCAUGGGUGUUGACUCGGGGCUGCCAGAUUUCAGAGGGCCUGAGGGACUAUGGAAAGCAUAUCCACCGCUAAAGAAGCGUGGUCUGACGCUACCGUCGAUCAGUACACCACACUGGUUCGAAGAUGACCCAGCGUUCGCGUGGGGUUUCUUUGGUCAUAGGAUGAAUUUGUACAAUGCCACCACCCCACAUGGUGGAUUCAACAUACUUCGCCGCUGGGGUGGGAACAUGAAGCUUGGGCAUGCGGUGUACACAAGUAACAUAGAUGGUCACUUUCAGCGUGCUGGCUUUGCAGAAGAGCUGGUUGAGGAAUGCCACGGAUCACUGCAGUUCUUGCAAUGCUGCCAGAUCAGCCGCCCUGGCACUCAAGAAUGUCCGAAAAGUGAAGAGAUAUGGCCGGCUGACAACGGCGUCAGACUCGAGGUGGACGAGGCGACAUUAAACGCAAAGACACCGCUGCCCUCGUGCCCAGGCUGCGGGGGGUUAUCGCGCCCCAACGUGCUGAUGUUCAUGGACGACACGUGGGUGCCGGACCGUACGGAAAUGCAAGGCAAGCUCGUUGACGCGUUCAUUGACAAAAUGCUAGGCGCAAAGGAGGCGUUUGUCGUUGUUGAAAUUGGCGCCGGCCUCGCUGUGCCAACGGUGCGCAUGAAGAGUGAGUACACUGUCCGACAGGGCAACGGCACCCUUAUCCGGAUAAAUCCAAGAGAACCAGAGGUGCCAGGGAAUGGUGACCACGUGUCCUUGGCUAUUGGCGGUCUUGAUGCCCUUCAGCGUAUCGACGCCAUCCUAGAAAGCAGCGCCAGAUGAUCAUAUCAAAUGGAUAGCAAAAAAGGGCCCUUCUGAUGCUUCAAGAGACAUGCAAAGCUCUGCGCCACUAUCAGAAGUAAUGUUGUCCUUCAAUUUACAUGAAGUGCAUGUUUCCGCUGUAGCAAAUCACCCUAGAUCGGUUAACAAAUUCUAACUUUUACAUUUUUCUCACCGUGAGCAUUUUUACAGCACUACAUGUGUGACUAUUGUGUGUAGACAACUAUUGUAACCCACUGGAUCAUGGACUGCAAACUUCUUGCAAUCUACUUCAAAGUACACUUUUUUUUAAUAUACAGUAAAACCUGUAACUUACGACCACCGUGACUAGCAACCGGCCUGGUACUACCGACCACUUCGUCAGGCACGGACGGUCUCACAUUAAAAAUGCACUGUGACUAGCGACUACCUGCUGAACGCGACCAGCGACCGCCUUUUCUUGUCUCAAUGUCGAGUUUUGACCCGUAACUAGCGACCGCGAUGUAGGAAAUCAAACAUUGCUCGAAGCUCCUUCUCGAAAUGUUGAUGAUUUUCCAUGGUCCAGAAAGGACUGUUUCGAUACUACAGCUGGACAAAUGAACGCAGUCUCAUUUUGACUGUGGAAUCAGUGUGGACUGCACUACACCUGUCAUUAUUGCACCUUUCCUGCCGUAUUGUAUCGUUGUUGUUAUCCUGAGAUUGAUAUAGAUAUCGAUAUAGAUUCGCUGAGGAGAAUCGGAGCGAAAGAAUUUUGAAUCGUGGACAAACGUGCAGUCACUGUCUUGGUAUAGCUGAAGUGUGCUGUGCUUUCAUGUGUCAUACCGAAAUAAUUAUAAACAGAAGACCCUCUGAAGAUUUUUCUUUGUACACUUGACCAUUUUUGAUUGAUUUAUUGAUUGAUUGAUUGACGAUUGAUUGAUUACACAUGUGGCAAUAACUGUGCCAUAGUGACGCAUAUACAAGCACAUGCGCGUGCAAGUGAUUUUUGCUACAAACC